This is a messenger RNA of Arabidopsis thaliana (thale cress), 2251 nucleotides long. RefSeq names its product GRAM domain family protein (gene VAD1). The coding region runs from base 73 to 1494 and encodes 473 amino acids. The transcript has 17 exons. Gene Ontology annotation, cellular component: membrane; chloroplast. The record is from RefSeq and is marked reviewed. Lineage: Eukaryota; Viridiplantae; Streptophyta; Magnoliopsida; Brassicales; Brassicaceae.
UUGACAUCGUACGCCGCACCCAACGACCGCCAAACAGCAAACAACAACACUUUCCCCUUUCUCUCUCUAAACAUGGCGAUGCUUUCUACUGCUUCCGUUUCGGGGAGCGUCGACCUUCCUCGAGGAACCAUGAAGGUUGACUCGUCUGCGUCUCCGGAGGUCGUAUCCGAUCUCCCACCAUCUUCCCCAAAGGGCUCACCUGAUCGCCAUGACCCUUCCACUUCUUCUCCGAGCCCCAGUCGUGGUGGUGACAAUCAGUCUGAAGUCAUAUCCAAGAGUGAAGAGUAUCGGCAAUUGUUUCGGCUUCCAGCUGACGAAAUCCUUGUUCAAGAUUUUAACUGUGCUUGUCAGGAGAGUAUUCUUAUGCAGGGUCAUAUGUACCUCUUCAUCCAUUAUAUCUGCUUUUACUCCAACAUCUUUGGUUAUGAGACCAAGAAAAUUAUCCCAUUUGCUGAAAUAUCUUGUGUUAAACGAGCCAAGACUGCUGGUAUUUUUCCUAAUGCCAUUGAGAUUUUAGCUGGAGGGAAGAAGUACUUUUUUGCAUCGUUUCUUUCCCGCGAUGAAGCUUUCAAGCUUAUCCAUGAUGGAUGGUUGGAAUAUGGUAGUGCUGUCAAAUCAGAAGGCGAGAUUCUGGUGACCGAACCGCAGGUAAGCGAUGGAGUUGUUAAAAGGGCACGCAGUUCCAUGGAUUUGGCCAAUGAACUAGAUAUUCCAGUAAGGGAUGAAACUCUUCAUCUUUCCAGCAGUUCCAGUCUUCCUGUCAUUAGUCAGAAUGGCGUUCCACCUUCAUCCGUUCAGCGGCACGCUGAACCAGAUGUAGAUGUUGUGGCGGCCAAUACUUUCAACUGGAAGCCUGAAGAUACAGAUGCACCUAAAUUGUCAUCUGACUUUACAAAGGUAGCAGAGGCAAAGUUUUCGAUUCCAGUAGAAGAGUUCUUUAGAUUGUUUUUUUCAGAUGGUGCUGUCAGUUUUGUUGAAUCUUUCCAUAAAAAUUGUGGAGACAAAGAGUUUAGGUGUACCUCUUGGCAACCUCAUGAAAAGCUUGGACACACCCGCAAUGUCUCAUUUCAACAUCCGAUAAAAAUUUAUUUUGGUGCAAAGUUUGGUGGCUGCCAGGAGUCACAGAAAUUUCGGAUGUACAGAAAUAGCCAUCUGGUUAUUGAAACAUCACAGGAGAUCAGCGAUGUGCCUUAUGCAGAUUAUUUUACGGUAGAGGGAGUCUGGGACUUGAAAAGAGAUUGCAGAGACUCGGUAGAAGGUUGUAUAUUGGAUGUUUAUGUCAAUGUGGCCUUCUCUAAAAGAACAGUGUGGAAAGGGAAAAUAGUGCAGUCUACUUUAGAAGAAUGUAGAGAAGCUUAUGCACAUUGGAUAAGAAUGGUACUUGAUCAGGGGCCAUUGGGUCAACAUUUUUUUUUUUUUAGUUUCUGCAGGAAUUUAAACAAGUUUAUAUAUAUUUUUCUUCAUUAUUAUCUUUGGAGGCACAUGAACUGUUGAAGCAGAAGAAGCUGGAGAACCAAGAAGGGAAUAAGUUGAUUGAGGAUGGUGAACCGCUAGCAGCAAGGGAAGAAAGAGUAUCUGAAUGUGACGAGGAGGGGAAGGUGGAAAUGGUGGGCGAAGGGGUAGUUAAAAAAAGCUUAAAGGAAGCAUGGGUGAAUCUGACUUCAUUUGUGAAGAGGCAAAGCGGGACAAGGCAGGUUAUAGUAUUAGCGUUUGCAGUAAUCUUACUGAUGCAGGUGACGAUAGUGGUGCUACUGAAAAAAGGAGGAGGGGGGCAAGUGGAGUAUCAUGAGAGGUACGACGAGUACAGUGUAAACGGGGAGACUUUGGGGUGGUUAGAGAAGAGAAUGCAUUUCCUGAGGGAAGAGAUGAUGAUGGUUGAGGAUCGUUUGCAGAGGAUGCGACAAGACCAUGCCGCCUUGAAGGCUCAGUUCCACCAUUUGGAACGCCUCCUCCGCCGCAACAAACAGUAAAUUUGCUACACCCUACUCUCUGUUUGUGCAGAAUGCGGAUGGAUAUAUGCAUGUAUGUAUGUAAUGUAUUAUCGGACGUUACUUUGCAAAGUUGUUGUUAUACCUACCUACUCAUAUGAAUAUGAGCAGAGACUCUGUUAAACGAAAUGAUGUAAUCAAUUGUAUUCGUGUUGCACCUGUAUCAAAGAUUAAAUUCACACUGGUGACUCCACUUUCUCGCUAUUGGAUUCUCUCAAUGUCUCAAUCAAACAAACAAAAGUUGAUUCUAAUUUAAAUUCCCG